AUGGCCCGGCCAUCUGCGAUGUUGGCGGCUGCCAAUAGUUCACGAGCCGCGACACAUAUGCGGUGGCCUUCGGGACUUUCUAGCAGUGCGAACCAGAAGCGAUGGAUCUCGGGAACCGUUGCCCUCUUCAGGCCAGCGGCGCCGGCGCGGAGCAGCGAAACGACGACCGACUCGGGUUCACAAGAGAGCAAGCCCCUCAUGACACACUACGAAUUCUUCCCCAUCACACUACCUGACGGCCCGCCGCCUAAGGGUCAUUUCCCCAUCGACCAGCGCGCCCUCCGCCGCGAGUUCCUCCGGCUGCAGGCCAAGGCGCACCCAGAUAUGCAUCCAGCGGAGCUCAAGGCGCGGGCGGAGGCGACGUCGGCGCGCAUCAACGAGGCGUACAAGACACUAUCGAACCCACUGCUGCGCGCGCAGUACCUGCUCUCACUGCGCGGCGUCGAUGUGGCUAACGACGAGACGCUCAAGGUCGAAGACCCGGAUCUGCUGAUGAUUGUGCUCGAGGCGCGCGAAGAGAUUGAGGAGGCAGCAAGCGAGGGCGAGCUCGAAGGCCAGCGCGCGGCCAAUGACGAGCGCAUACGCGAGAGCGAGGAGGUGCUUGAGGAGGCCUUCCGGCACGACGACAUCGAGACGGCGAAGCGCGAGGCCGUAAAGCUCCGGUACUGGGUCAAUAUUCAGGAAAGCUUGAACAACUGGGAAGCCGGGAAGCCGAUUGUUCUGCAACACUGA
Molecule: messenger RNA, 732 nt
Organism: Colletotrichum higginsianum IMI 349063
Lineage: Eukaryota; Fungi; Ascomycota; Sordariomycetes; Glomerellales; Glomerellaceae
Product: Fe-S protein assembly co-chaperone HscB
Exons: 1
Coding region: 1-732 (243 amino acids)
Biological process (GO): protein complex oligomerization; [2Fe-2S] cluster assembly
Cellular component (GO): mitochondrion
Molecular function (GO): ATPase activator activity; protein-folding chaperone binding
Source: RefSeq, a predicted model, not a curated record